AUGGCCUCGGAGCUCGACGAAACUAUAAAGCGGAUUUCUUCGAAAAAGGGCGUAGAAGGUGUUAUCAUUAUUAACUCGGAUGGAAUACCCAUCAGAACAUCCCUAGAUGAGGAGCAGGCCACAAUCUACGCUGGCAUAUGUUCGCAUUUGGUCAUGAAAGGCAAGUCCCUGAUCACAGGGAUCGACCCAUCUGACGAGCUGCGUCUCCUGAGGCUUCGGUCCAAGAAGUACGAACUACUUCUGGCGCCCGAUAAGGGAUAUCUGAUGGUGGUCAUACAAAAGCCCCAGACGGAUUAG
Messenger RNA from Giardia duodenalis, 297 nucleotides. RefSeq names its product Roadblock-related dynein light chain. Bases 1 to 297 code for a protein of 98 amino acids. The record is from RefSeq and is a predicted model, not a curated record. Lineage: Eukaryota; Fornicata; Diplomonadida; Hexamitidae. Gene Ontology annotation, biological process: microtubule-based movement. The transcript has a single exon. Gene Ontology annotation, molecular function: dynein intermediate chain binding. Gene Ontology annotation, cellular component: cytoplasmic dynein complex; cytoplasm.